AGACGUCGAGGUACAGGGACAGAGAGUGAACGAGAGAAAGAGAGAGAGGGAGAGAGAAAGAGACAAGAGAACGCAGCCAAGACAACACAACACACAGCCGCACACUACAGCUUCGACCGGCACCGUGUGUGUACAGGCCGCGAACAGCGAGCAGAAUAAGACGGUGGGGCGCGCUUGGAGGUCCCCCAAAUUUGGUGGCCCUCACACAUACACACGCUCUCUCGCUCUCUCGAGCGGUGUGAGUGUUUUGAGGCCGGUUCCCUUUCGAGAAUCCCACCAACGGUGACACACUAGCCGCGUGACGUCUUCCCGGUGUGCUUGUUAGGAAAGUGUGGCCCGUGCCGACGGUGACGACGGCCAACACGGUACGCGCGACACGGUCUUUUUCAUCUCGGUCCCAGUGUUCCCGGGUGUAAAAGACUGUAAAGAAGUGUUUGGCCAACGGUGACAAAUGUGUGCGUGUGUGCAAGUGAGAUUAAGUGCGUGUGCAGUUAAACAAGAAAAAGGUUACAGGUAGCGCUGGACACUCGUUUUUUGGUUUUUUCACGGUCAAACACGCGGCUUCAAUGAUGCGCUAAUAUUGUAUACCGCUUGCGUGCCUGUGGAUGUAUGUGUGUGUGUGUGUGUAUGUGUGUGUGUGUGUGCCUUGCAUCAAUCCACACCUUCGGGGCAAUCGGCAACGAUCAACCGACCAACGCGGCCAACCCAGCGCGCUCAAAAGUCCCUCUACCACCUAGCCGACGGGGCAUCUCGAAAACUCGGAAAGAAAACCAAAAGGAAAAACCCAUUCACGCGUGCAAGAAAGCGUGUGGCCAGCGAUAGCCGCUCGGUCGGCGUGUGUGAAACCUUUACCCUGCCCGGCCCGGGACCGGGAAGGUGUGCUUCGAUGACGUGCACCUAGUAGACGAAUCGGACGAGCAGCCGGUGCACAUCGUUGCCGGUAACGACGGAACACGCAGCCGUGGCACUCGCUCUCCCUCUCGGUCGGUGCAAAUGGAAGUGCUACUCGGGCGAGUCAAGCGGACCACUAGCACGGUGACGAGGACGACCAGCGGACCUGUUGCCGCACCGCACAUCACCAGCAGCCCCAGCAGCAGCAGUUGCAGUAUCGGCGCGCACCGGGUGCGCAAGUGGCGCCACGGGCAACGGCGCCGCCGGAGACGCAGCCCGGGUCCGACCUGCACGCCACCGGGUGCGGGGGUGUUCAUCAGACAGCGUCUCGAAAUUAGCCCGCGGCCCUUCUAAAGCGCAGCAAACACAACUGUGUGCCCAAAGCCUGUAACAGAGACUCCUAGAAGACUUCUCCAAGCGGAAACAGUGUGUUGAAGUGUUGCCAACUGGUUGAGUGAAAGUGAAAAAUAGUGACAAAACAGUGCUGAAGCUUUAGCGAUUACAACCAAACAAAAAACUUGCUGAAAAAAGGCUCUCUCUCUCUCUCUCUCUGCCUUUGCCCUUCCAUCGCUCUUGGACAAUCAACCAAACAACGCUCCCAGGACACACCGGUUGGGGAAGACGCAGACGAGCUAUGGGAGUGGUCAGCAUGACACAGCGGAAGAAGAUCCUGUACGGUAUAUUCGGCAUCAUCGUCGGGCUCUGCAUCGGCGCCCUGCUGCGCAACUAUCGCACACUCGAGAUCGUCAGCAUGUGCAAUUCCAUGAACAGCAUGAAGCAAAAAUCCGCCCUCGAAAUCAUCGGAUUGCAGCCGUCCGAGCUGCCCACCAACUCCCAGAACACGCUCGUGUUCGUCGGCGUGAUGACGGCGAAGGACUUCCUGCAGGGGCGGGCUCGGGCCGUGUACGAAACCUGGGGCAAGCGCGUCCCGGGCAAGAUCGCGUUCUUCAGCUCGCAGGACUCGGUCGCACCGGACCUGCCGCUGGUCGCGCUCAAGGGCGUCGACGACCGAUACCCGCCGCAGAAGAAGAGCUUCAUGAUGCUGCACUACAUGUACGUGCACUUCAUCGACCGGUUCGAGUGGUUUGCCCGGGCUGACGACGACGUGUACAUCCGGACAGAUAGGCUCGAGAAGUUUCUGCGCUCGAUCGACAGCUCGAAGCCGCAGUUCAUUGGGCAGGCGGGCCGCGGCAACAGCGAAGAUUUCGGGCUGCUGUCGCUCGAGUUCGACGAGAACUUCUGCAUGGGUGGGCCGGGCGUGAUCAUGAGCCGGGAAACGUUGCGGCGCGUCGCGCCCCACAUACCCACCUGUCUGAAGAAUCUCUACAGCACGCACGAGGACGUCGAGGUGGGCCGGUGCGUGCAGAAGUUUGCCGGCAUCCCGUGCACCUGGAACUAUGAGAUGCAGUCCAUCCUGCACCACAACUCGAGCGGCAACCGGGCGUUCUCCGGCAUCCUAAAGAGCAAGGAGGUGCACAGUGCCAUCACACUCCACCCGGUAAAGAAGCCCGCCUUCAUGUACCGGCUGCACGCGUACAUGCUCGGGCUGCAAGCGCAGGAGCUGCGGCAGGAGUCGCUGCUGCUCCACCGGGACAUUGCGCAGAUGACGGAGCUGCUGCAAAUACCGCGCAUCAACAAAAACCUGGCGCCCGGUGUGCCGAUCUUCCCAGAGGACGAGAGCAGCACGGACUACCUGGGCGACCACAACGUGCUCGGUGCACUGCCAGAUCUGAAUCGGCAUCGGCCGCGCAACCUGGACGAGGUGGUCGAGUGGGACUUUAUCGCGAAGAGUCUGUACUCGGGGAUGCACCCGAACCCGAAGCGCCGCAUCGAGUCGUCGCUAAAGGAGGGUCUGACGGAUGUGAUACGGGAGAUCAUGGAGCACAUCAACAACUUCUCCCGGCAGCGGGGCCGUGUGAUCGAGUUCCGGGAGCUCCUGUACGGGUACAUGCGCGUGAACAGCCUGUACGGACAGGACCUGAUACUCGAUCUGCUGCUGGUGUACAAAAAGUACCGGGGGAAGAAGAUGACGGUACCGGUCCGGCGCCACCUGUACAUCCAGCGCUCGUUCACGGAGAUUCGCGUGCGGGAAAUUGUCGACGGGGUGGUACCUAGUCAAGCGGUGACGUCCGGCCCACGGGUGUCGCCCAACACCGACACCACGCGACCCUUCACCAAUGCAACCGGGCUGGAUCGCAUCUCACAUCGCGUCAAGUCGCUGUUCAACGGGUUCGAGCGGUUGACGGAUACGCUGGCAAGCAGCGGCCAGCAGCGGUCGGCCGCUGGUGCCGGCCGACAUCGCGACCGGAUCGUACUGGUCAUACCAUUGUCCGGGCGGUCGGAAACGUUCAUGCGCUUUCUGCGCAACUACGAGGAGGUCGCGUUGCGCCAGGACGGCUCAACCGAUCUGCUAGUGUCGAUGUAUGUCGAGCCUGUCGAGACGCCGAUGAUUGUGGCGCUGCUGGACAACUUGCGGGCGCGCUAUCCGGCCGCCCGCAUCAACUACCUGCAGCUGUACGGGAACUUUUCACGCGGCGUCGCGCUCGACCGUGCGAUCAAAUCGCCCCACUGCGACCCGAACGACAUCCUGUUCCUGAUCGACGUGGACAUGGUGUUCACGGUCGAGUCGCUCGACCGCAUCCGAUUCAACGUGAUCCGCCACCGGCAGAUCUACCUACCGAUCGUGUUCAGCGAGUACGAUCCGCGCGCGCCCAGCACUAUCCUCGCGCCGGGCUGGACGUCAGCUACGACCGAGCGGCCGAAGCCGGCCACCGAGCCGGCCGACCGGCCGCGCAACUUCUCCGUCCCGUACCGGAUCACGAACGAGAACGGGUACUUCCGCCAGUUCGGGUACGGGCUGGUCGGCAUCUACAAGGCGGACCUGAUGCGGCCCGACCUGAAGGGCUUCAGCACCGACAUUAACGGCUGGGGCCUUGAGGACGUCAAGUUUCUCGAGAACGUGAUCGCACUGAACCAGCGCGGCAAUCAGCGGCUGCAAGCGAUUGCCGACGGCCGAUGGGAUCCGUUCGAGCCGGCGGCGAACGGACCGGCAUCGUCCACGGUGCCGCCGCCCCCGAGCGAGGAGCUCGCCAUCUUCCGUGCGCCCGACCCGUCGCUGGUGCACAUCUUCCACCCGAUUCAUUGUGAUACGAGCCUGGAUGAGGCCCAGUACAAGAUGUGCCUCGGCACCAAGGCGAACACGAUCGGCAGCUACGACAUGCUGCACGACCGGUUCAUCCACAGCCAGCCGCUGCUGAUGUUUGCCCGCAGGCAGAGCCAAAGCCGGGGUGGCGGAUAGUGCUUCGGCCAUCGGUUCGUCGUCUGCUCACUCCUUACCCGUGCCCUCUUAGCAGUAUCUUGUGUAAAUAUAGAUGUUUCGAAGAUUUUCUAAACCAUCGAACGCGUGUGUCACGUCAUUUGCCGGGGCCCAAAAGUCCUUCCUUACACGAGACCGCCCUCCCCCAAUCUCGUACAGCCUAUCAAGAUGCACGACUGCCAAGAAGUCUUUGAUCCGUUGCUUCCUCGGUGUGGCGAUGCUUCCGUUUCCCGCGGGCGGACCGAAGCACUAGAAAAUGAGUUUCCUUGUCGGUUUGCCACCCUGGCCGUUUGACAUGGGUGCAGUGGCGGGCGGUGGAUGCAUAAGCAAUCAGGUCGGGCGCUGCACUUACGUGCCCUGAGUCUGUCAGUUGUAGUUUUUUUUUCUUCUCCUGUUGUGCUAUACUGCCCGCAGCCUCUGUCACUCAAGUCGUUUUGAUUUAUAGCCCUCGCUUUGGGGAGGAACAAAGUAGUUUCAUAUGCAUAACUCACUGCACUUGGGUGCAAAUGGGAAAUAUUUGGUACCGAGCUGUACCCUCUUCCCGAUGUUCACCCCUAUCAACAGGAAAUAGACUGUUCGGGGUUUUCUUGCCGUACGCUUUACCGCAACCGUAUGUAUAGUGAAUGCGAUAAAAACAGGUGCAGUUUGGUAAAGAAAUGUUAGAGAGAAGAAAAAAACAUCGUAAUUCGUGAAAAGGCAAAGAAUAUUUUGUUAACAAUUCAGACGAUAAGAUUGUUUCUUAAUUAGGUAAUAUUUAAGCAAGUUUUACUAUUUGUUAAACCUGCUUUUGGUUACUAUUUACAAAGGAGCGCGGUUUAUCCGGGCUCAUCGGGACAGGACCUCGCCCGGAUACUCGAAUAACAUUGACAUUGAGUCAAAGUUUAUGUUUUAUCACAAAUUCCUUUUUUUAAUUUAUUUUUAUUAUACUCGGGAAAAUUCUAGGCAGAUUUUAUAAGCUCAUGUUUUUGAAAUGAUAACAUUGGAAAUGUGACAUAAUUUAUAGAUUUAUAUUUUUUGUUAUGGCAAUAUGCUCUGAUUACCAUUAUUUCAAAUAUCCUCCUCAGCAUGCAAUGCCAACCAUGUAUUGAACUGUCAUGUCUCAACAGCACGGAUAAACAGAUAGACGGAUAAAAGUUAUCCGGAUAAACGGCGCUCCACUCUACUUUGAAAUGU
Anopheles merus is the source of this 5380-nucleotide messenger RNA. It is a transcript of the gene Chsy, whose product is annotated as chondroitin sulfate synthase 1. The transcript has 7 exons. Bases 1526 to 4189 code for a protein of 887 amino acids. Gene Ontology annotation, molecular function: glucuronosyl-N-acetylgalactosaminyl-proteoglycan 4-beta-N-acetylgalactosaminyltransferase activity. The record is from RefSeq and is a predicted model, not a curated record. Gene Ontology annotation, cellular component: Golgi cisterna membrane. NCBI's taxonomy places the organism in Eukaryota, Metazoa, Arthropoda, Insecta, Diptera, Culicidae.